Messenger RNA from Ruditapes philippinarum (Manila clam), 5430 nucleotides. RefSeq names its product acetyl-coenzyme A transporter 1-like. The record is from RefSeq and is a predicted model, not a curated record. The transcript has 9 exons. Gene Ontology annotation, cellular component: membrane. Bases 177 to 1829 code for a protein of 550 amino acids. Lineage: Eukaryota; Metazoa; Mollusca; Bivalvia; Venerida; Veneridae. Gene Ontology annotation, molecular function: acetyl-CoA transmembrane transporter activity.
CAUAUAUAAAUAAUUCAUUGUUUUUAUGUCUCUAGAUCUAUAAAUAUUUUUAUAAUGUCAUUAAUGAAUCUGUUUAAAUUUCUUUUCUGUAACCCUGCUCAGCAUACUCUGACAGUGACAGACAGAGUAAACUAAUUUCUCACUGAUCACAGAAAAGAAAUCAAUUGUCAAAGUCUAUGAAUGUUAGAAGAUACAAUAUAGGGAAUCAAGUACUUCAUUCAAUCGUUGAGGUCACACGAGAUCUAUAUUCAAAAAUGUCAGACAAAAUGAAAAGACGAACAAAUUCUAAAAAAGAUAUCGCUCUGGCUGAUCGUGAUUAUGAUUACGUUACAGUGCCUACUGAAGAAAGAAAUGAUGACAAAAAAACUGCCCCCCGUAGAGGCCUCCAAGGCGAUUAUGGGAACAUAAUGUUGUUGAUGUUUCUUUACAUUUUACAAGGAAUCCCGCUCGGACUUGGUGGAAGUAUACCUAUGCUGUUACAGAGUAGGAAAGUGAGCUACAAAGAACAAGCAUUGUUUAGUUUUAUAUACUGGCCUUUUAGUAUAAAGUUACUAUGGGCACCUUUAGUGGAUUCAUUAUAUGUGAAAUGGUUUGGUCGGCGAAAAUCUUGGAUGGUGCCGACACAGUAUCUUAUAGGAAUAUUCAUGCUUGUGCUCUCAGCACAUAUUGACGAUCUACUAGGAACUGAAACAGAUGAGCCAGGAAAAGUUGAUAUAAAAACACUGACAGCUGUGUUCUUCUGUCUUAAUUUUCUAGCUGCUACACAAGAUAUUGCUGUAGAUGGCUGGGCUUUAACAAUGUUAUCUAGGCAUAAUGUUGGCUGGGCAAGCACUUGUAAUUCAGUUGGACAGACAGCUGGGUACUUCUUAGGCAAUGUGUUAUUUCUAGGGCUAGAAUCUGCAGAUUUCUGUAAUAGUUACUUGAGGUCAGAGCCCAAAGAUGUUGGUGUCAUAACUUUAGCUAGUUUCCUAUACUUUUGGGGAAUAGUAUUCUUUGUAACAACGACUCUUGUAUGGAUGCUGAAGUCCGAGACAGCAGAUCCUGAGGUGGAUCCAGAACAAGGAAUUAUCGAAACAUACAAACAAUUAUACAAAGUUUUAUGUCUACCUCCAGUCCAAUCAUUUUGUAUCAUUCUUUUAACAUCAAAGAUUGGUUUUGCAGCCGCAGAUUCUCUCUCAGGGCUCAAACUUAUUGAAGCUGGCAUGUCAAAGACCACUCUAGCAUUGUUUGCAAUACCUAUGGUUCCCCUUCAAAUCAUUCUACCUUUAAUUAUAUCUAAAUAUACAUCAGGGCCCAGACCUUUGAAUAUAUUCUUAAAAGCAAUUCCACCAAGGUUGUUGUUGGGUAUAUUGUAUGGCUGUAUAGUAUAUUUUGCACACUAUGUACAGGAAACUCCGGGACAAUUCCCUAAAUAUUUCCUCGCUAUAAUUAUAGGCAGUUAUAUGAUACAUCAGGUGUUUGUAUAUAGUAUGUUUGUAUCUCAAAUGGCAUUCCAUGCUAAAAUCAGUGAUCCAAAGAUAGGUGGAACUUAUAUGACAUUGCUCAAUACUGUAGCCAAUCUAGGUGGAAACUGGCCAACAACUUUUGCAUUGUGGAUAGUGGAUAGUUUAACGUGGAAGGCUUGUAUUGGGGCUGAUGGACCUUCCUGUUACACAGCUGAUUCUCAACACGAAUGUAAAGAAGCAGGCGGGACCUGUCAUACAACAUUAGAUGGUUAUUAUAUAGAAUCUGUCGUCUGUAUAGUGAUAGGAUUUCUAUGGUUGCUAUGGCGAAGUAGAAGGGUACACGAACUAGAUGCACUAGAUAUAAAAAAGUGGAAGGUUUCCUGAAUAGAACAUAUAAUUGCUUCAGAAAUAUUGUUGUAUUUCGAUUAUCAAUGUUAAAAUAAGUUAAAACAUCUUUGUAGCUCAACUGUUAGAAAGUUCAUGAUGAGCUAUUAAAAUCACGUUCUUUCUGUCAUAAGUCUGUUUCUAUUUUAUUUUGAACAACGUUCAUCAAUAUAUUGCUUAACCAUGUUUGUAAAAUUAAUGAAGUCUUUUUACCAUCUUCACUAUGCCUCUAGCAUAUUCUGAGACCAAGAUCCAAUUCUAAUUUGGGAGGCUAAUCAUAGUUGUUCAAUAAUGUUAUUUCAAUCAAAAGGUCUGUUUGUCAUUGCAACAGUAAUUAAAAUCUGAAGGUGACUGUGGCUUAGUGGUUAAAGCCAUUGGCUUGGAACCGCUUUUUCCUCACCACUUUGGGUUCAAAUCCUUUCAGGAACUUUUGAUUCUUUCAUGUGAGGAAGCUAUCCAGUAAGCUGACAGAAUGUCAGUAGUUCUACUUGGGGGGUUGCAUGCUUGUGUCUGAAAUAAUGAUUAACUGAACACCUGAUGUCUUCCCCUAUCAGUAACACAGCUUUAUGACUUAAGUAUUAGUGAGACGUAAAUCUCAACCAAAUAAAUACCUUAAGGGAAACCAUUAAAACUUUCAACAAAUAGUCUUUUUUUUUUCAUCUUCAUAAUUCCCCUGACAUUUUCUGAGACCAAGGUCAAGGUCACCACGUGUAUAAAGUAAAUAUUUCUACUUUUCCUGAUAGAGCCUCUAUUUAUCAACCAAUAUCUUGGUUAUAUUAUAUGUAAAUAUAUUUCAUUGAGAUGUUUCUUUAUGCCGGGUAACUGGGUCACUUUGUCAAGGUCAUUGUAAUCAAUGCUAAAAGUGCUUUUCUUAUUUAUAAAGUAAUGCUCAAAAUAUGAGUGGAAAAUAGUUGCAAACCUCAUGCAGGCGAGUGUUGUAAGGGCCUGUUGGGAAUUUAAAUAAUGUCAUUUAUAGCGCCUUAUAUAAUGUGACAAUCCACGCUAACGUUAAGGUCACUUCCGACUUUACGUUGUUUUUGUUGUUCACUGUAAUAUAUGACUGUUGGUCAGUAAAGGUCAGAAAUGGAAACUACAACGCAUUUUAUUUAGUUAUUGUUCACCCCCACAGGACCAUUCUGAUUCUCAUCUUUACAGUGGAAAACCAAGGGUAUAAUGUUUGUAAGUUUGGUUUAAAUAUAAUUUUAAUCAUUUCUCUAUAAACAUGUUUAAACUGAAUGGCAUACAUAUAGGGUAAUGGCAUUUAUAGGUAUCAUCAAUCAUUUUGUUUACAGUUUAAUUCAGCUGUAAUUGUUUAGGAAAGUUGAAAUACUGUAAUUAACAUGUAAUUUAAGUGUAACUGUGAAUACAACUUUUAGUGUCCUAGAACAUUGUGAUUGUAAGUUUUUAAGUAGUCAUGAGUUUCAACACCCAAUCUCAUUAAAAUUAGAUCAUCGUUAUAGCUCCGUUACUCUUCGCUACAUAGGCCAGUGGAGCGACAGUUAGAAUAUGAAUUUUAAUGCGAUUGUUUGAAUGCCACACAGAGCAGUAUUUUUAUUAUGCACUGCCAUCUUUGUUGAUACAUUUGAGAUAUUCAUAAUAAUAGUAUAUAAAAUCAAAACUCUGAUAAUGUCUUGUCAAUUACACAAGUAACAUGGCUUCUAUAUUUUUUUUCAGUUUCUUGCUAUAAACAAGUAGUUUAAUCUGAUUUUUUUUCAGUUCCUACUUAUGAACAAAACUUGGUGUACAAAAAUAAAAAAAAAGAUGUAUUAAAGAGAUUGUAUUUAUUAUCAAGAUUUUGAGAAAAGAAAGAAGAUAUGAUGAAGUUUGUGCGUUUAAUAUCAAUUUUAUUCUUAUAGCAUAGUGCUAUAUACUUGUUAAAAAAAUUGUUACAGAGAUUUUAUGUGAAUUAUUCCUGGAACAUUGUUUAUUACUGCCAUGUUUUGUUAUUUAUCUUUAGCAUGUGAUAAAAAGUGUGUUUAGGGACCAUUCAUUUCAUUAUGUUGUUUAACCAAACACUCUAAGGCAUUUAUAACCCAACACUUACAUUUUUAGGUAUAAAUUGGCAAUUUAUGGACUGAUUUUGUUAAAAAAUAGCCCAUACAAAAUUGAACUUAUCAUUCUUACUACUUAGAAGUUUAUUUUCAAUUCAUUGACCAAAAAAGAAUUUCAAAAGAAAAAAUAAUAAAACAAAUAGGUUACUGCUAAAUUUUGAAUUUUAUAUCAAUUUUAUUCUAAUAGCAUAGUGCUAUAUACUUAUAUAAAAAUUGUUAGAGAUAUUAUGUGAAUUUUUCAUAAACAAAUUUGAACAAAAUCAGUCCACAAAUAACCAUUUUAUACUGAAAAAUGUAAGUGUUGGGUAAAUGCCUCUGAGUGUAAACAUAAAUAUUUAGAAAGUGUUCAAUAGUGUUCAAUAGUGUCUGUAUAUAAAAAAAUUUUAGGAAAUGUUUUAUGUUUGUAAUAAUGCUUUCUCUAAUAUAUAUCUUUGCUCUUUUGUUUUUAGAAAUAAACAGAUUCUAUACAAAUGUUUAUAAACUUUUGUUGCUUUCCUUUCAGUUUAAUUCUUGCUAAUAAGACAUAGACAGUUUUAUACUGAUUUGUAUGUCAAUUUUUGUAACCAUGUAUGUGGUUUGAUUUUUGUAAAGAAAAAAGGUUUAUAAAUAUAGAUGGGCAAUAAGAGAGUUUGGAGAAAUACCAUAGAUAAUUUACAUUAGAAUACAAUGUUCAUGAUUCUAAUCUUUGUUAUGUUUCUGUAGAUUUUACACACAUUCUUUUAUUUUCUGUCUGACCUUAAAGUCAGACUUGCUAUUUAUAGACUUAUACCCCAGCAUGUUUUUUUCGUUCUUUUAAACAUUUAAAUAUCCAAAAAUGUCUAUUUUCCUUUUUCAUGCAAAAAAGAUCUCAACAAGUGGACGGCGGGCAUUUAUUUCCAUUUUAAAGCAGGCAUAUGUUCAUAAAAAACACAGUUAUAACUUUUAGAUUAUCUUGUAUUUUUGACAGAUAAUAGUAAGGAAUCAGUAAGUUACACAAUAUGCUUGUUUUACAAAAUGUUGUUUUUUAUUGGUUGGUGCUAGUACUCUAUAUUCCAUAAAGUCAUUAAUCCCUGUUGGUUUCUAAUGGAUGGCUAAAUUUAGUGCCACAUUUUUUGAAGUUAUGACAUAGUUUGUUUUCAUCAAUAUCUCAAGGUGAAUAUCAAUUUCAAUUGACUGUGAAUGGCAACACAGAGAAAAUGCUAUAGUCAUAUAAUAAUAAUUAAUAUUGUUAUAAUAUUGUUAUAAUAAUAGUUAUAGUAAAGUUAUAAUAAUAAUUAAUAAUGUUAUAUUGCAGCCAGUGUAUGAUUCAUUCUUUGUUAAAUCAGCCUUUUACAGAAUGUGUUCAAUUGUAUUUCUUUUUAUAAUUCUUAAAUAAAAAAGUUUUAGCAUGAAAAAAUGCAGACUAUACACACUAUUACCACAUUAAAUGCCCUUUAAAGACAAUUUUUGAUUAUUAUGAGAUACAAAUACCUUUUAUUUCCCUGAGAAGUGCAAUUUUCUUUUGUAAUUCUGUUUUUAUAAGAAAAGUACAGUCAUGUAUGUUAUUUAUAAACAUUAAAUAUAACAUGAGA